Molecule: messenger RNA, 1324 nt
Organism: Anolis sagrei ordinatus
Lineage: Eukaryota; Metazoa; Chordata; Lepidosauria; Squamata; Anolidae
Product: single-stranded DNA cytosine deaminase
Biological process (GO): defense response to virus; DNA cytosine deamination; cytidine to uridine editing
Cellular component (GO): cytoplasm; nucleus; P-body
Molecular function (GO): RNA binding; zinc ion binding; cytidine deaminase activity
Source: RefSeq, a predicted model, not a curated record
UUGACGGGCCCCUCAGACACCACACAGGAGUUUGGUGACUCAAAACUGAUUUCUCACAUCAACUCAGCAGAGUCAUGAUGGACAGUCUCCUUAUGAAACAAAAGAAAUUCCUGUACCACUUCAAGAAUUUGCGCUGGGCCAAAGGCCGCCAUGAAACAUACCUUUGCUAUGUGGUGAAAAGGCGGAAUAGUGCCACAUCUUGCUCCCUUGAUUUUGGAUAUCUGAGAAAUAAGUCUGGUUGCCAUGUUGAAGUUCUCUUCCUGCGAUACAUUUCGACGUGGGAUCUGGAUCCAAGGCACUGCUAUCGAAUCACCUGGUUCACAUCCUGGAGCCCUUGUUACGACUGUGCCCGGCACGUGGCUGACUUCUUGAGUGCAUAUCCUAACCUAACAUUGCGCAUCUUUGCUGCUCGCUUGUAUUUUUGUGAAGAACGCAAUGCUGAGCCUGAAGGGCUACGGCGUCUCCACCGUGCAGGAGCUCAGAUGGCCAUUAUGACUUUCAAAGACUACUUUUACUGCUGGAAUACCUUUGUUGAAAACCGUAAGUCGACCUUCAAGGCUUGGGAAGGGCUUCAUGAGAAUUCUGUACGUCUUACCAGAAAACUGCGUCGUAUCCUUUUGCCACUUUAUGAAGUUGAUGACCUACGAGAUGCUUUCCGGAUGCUGGGACUUUAAGGUGCUGAGAUUGUGGGUAACAUGAAGAAAGAUCUCUAUCCAUGAACAUUCAGGACUCUUCAUCCCACUCUUUCCUUUGCUACUUUUGUGGGCAUUGUCAUUCUGAGAAAAAAAGUAGCCCUUCUGGAAAAAAAAAUGAGAAAGACCCUCUGAGAUUAUGUAGAUUUGCACAUAGAGCCUCCUGCAUCUUUUUGAGAGAAAGUAAAGUUUGUGAAAUUAUGAAAUCUUCUUGAUUUCUAUUAGUGAGGAUAGCUAGAGAAAUUGACAUUUUAAUAUUAAAUAGAGUUAGAAGAAGUAUAGCCAAAUCUCUUAGAUUGUUUUAAAUUCCAGACAUAGUCAUCAUUUAAAGGAAACAUGAUGGAAUAGGAAGCUAAAUAUGAGUUGUAACCUUGCUUCAGUAUGGGCAACACACAAAAUUACUGACACAUCUUGUUACACAACAUCUAAGGGAGUCCCACUGGAAUUGGAUAGACUUGGAAACUGUGACAUGAUGCCCUCUUGCCUUGGCAUCACCUUGCUAUCAUGCUUCCAAGCUGAAUCUAUAUAGCAAGCAAUUAUUGUCUGAAGAACACUACAGCAGUCUGAUAUCCUUGCUGGACUUGGUGCUUACACUGGGCCGGUUUGUUCUGUGGUGUCGUUUUUACCAAAUU